GGCUGUUUCCCGGCGUCAGAAGUUUUGCCCUCAUCCGCGGGCCCAUAAUCACGUUCUCCGGCCCCUUCGCCCUCCCCGUGGAUGCUCCGUCGCUCCAUGUUCUCCCGUUUAUUCCUCGCGUCGCCUCUCCUUCUCACUUAACGUUGUUCCUGCUUUUAUUCCGCACCCCUUCUCCCAGGUUUCUCUUGUGUCCAUCAAGCCUUUCGAAACGCACGAGUUACCGCACAGGAUACAGGAGAAAUGUCUUCUGCUCAGAGCGAUAAUGUACCAUCCCUUACUCGCCCCUCAUGGAGCAACAGACUUUAAUGUUUCUAUAGGUUCUUCACGCCAUUGCUGGCGCUGGUAGGGGCCGUUGUCUCUCGCGGCACGACAAACAACUGAUAUGACCCGUUGUAGGCGGUGGAGUUUUGUCCAUGGUUUUGACUUACCCGUUAAUCACCCUUUCCACUCGCUCGCAAGUUGAGUCCAAACGUGCACACUCCACCGUCCUAGACGCUACCCGUCGUAUCAUCCAGCGUGAAGGGAUCUCGGGUCUAUACGCCGGUCUCAACAGCGCCGUUUUCGGGAUCAGUGUUACAAACUUUGUCUAUUAUUACUGUUUGUCUCGCUACAUAACCGCUCACUCGAAAUUUCCGCUAAUUUCAUCGGGCAGGGUACGAAUGGAGCAGGACCGCCUUCGAAAAAGCUGCUCUCAGGGCCGGAAGGUCUAGAGCUAAGCUCACGACUCUGGAGGCGAUGGCUGCUGGAGCACUUGCGGGUGGCUCCCCUUCGUUAUCAGUCACCUCCGCCGGUAAACUAACAAAGUUUAGGUUCCGCUACGGUCUUGAUCACAAACCCCAUCUGGGUGGUAAAUACCCGUAUGACCGCUCGCAAGCGGGCUGCUGUCCCGUCCUCCCCGUCUGGCAACCUUCCCACCCUUCAGGAUCCCACCGGUCAAGCACCUGCCAAAGCCCCCUCCACCAUCUCCACCAUCCGUCAUCUCUUCCGUGAAGGAGGGAUUGGCCAGUUCUUCGCGGGCGUAAUUCCCGCGUUGGUGCUGGUCGUCAAUCCCAUCCUACAAUACACUAUUUUCGAGCAGUUGAAGAAUGUGCUCGAGAGACGUAAGAAGCGAUCCGUCACACCUCAGGAUGCCUUCUUCCUGGGUGCCUUGGGGAAAUUAGUUGCUACCGCCUUGACAUACCCUUACAGUGAGUCCCAUAGCCCAUGAGGGUGGGGUGGGCUGGGCACUAACGAUUGGAUAGUCACCAUCAAGUCUAGAAUGCACGUUGCGGGGAAGGGCGAGAAGAAACGCUCCGUGUUUGAGUCGCUUCACAAUAUCGUCAAGGAGGAGGGCUGGACCGGUCUUUACGGCGGUAUUGGGCCGAAGCUCGUCCAGAGUGUUCUCACCGCGGCAUUCCUGUUCGCCUUCAAGGAUGCUCUUUAUGUGUUCACCGCCACCGCCCUCGCCAACAGGAGAGCCGCUGCGAAGCUCAAGGCUGCUUAGGGGAGGAGAAUUGGGACAAUGCCGAUCCUUUUUUCAGUUUUUUUUUCAGUUUUCAUAGACGAGUGAGAGAGUGUGAUCACAGGAGCUGGAAACAAAAUGGAACAUGCGUACGGAUGGGAGCUGAGGUGAUACAGCCUAUCAUUCCUGGGCGUCGGUAUUUUUUAUUUCCUCCUCUUCAUGGCUGUGUACAGUAAACCAUCUCCUUUAUGGCAUAGGUUGAAAUAGAACCAACUCGAUAGGCGUUCCUCCUCCCGCCGUUGACCCUGAUUUCUGUGAACUCUGAGAGGCGCAGAAGAGAAGAGGGCUAGGGUUAGUGAGUACCGCGCCGAGCAGGCAUGGGUGCUGUACUGCUCGAGUGCGGUACGCGAAACCUCGUAAUUUAAUCUAUCAUGCCAUAUUAUCAUACCCG
Molecule: messenger RNA, 1892 nt
Organism: Tuber aestivum (summer truffle)
Lineage: Eukaryota; Fungi; Ascomycota; Pezizomycetes; Pezizales; Tuberaceae
Source: the annotation of a GenBank genome assembly